AUGAUAUCCAAUGAGGUUGCAGAUACCUUAAAUAGCCAUUUAAUGUCUAGCAUAGAGAAAUAUUUAUAUUUGAAGCAAAAAAUAUACCAAAAUAUCGAGUCAGAAGCUAAUCAAAUAAUAGAUAACUUACCACUAGAUAGCGACAAUGAAGAGUUGAGUGCAUUAAUGAUCCUAUUAAAGAUUGAGUUUAUCUUGGAAUUUAGAGAAAUAGGCAUCUAUGAGAUAGAAUCUCUUAAUAAAAUGAUACAGCUUUCAGGGGCUUUUCCAAAAGGACCCUUUAAUGUACAGAAUAAUCCAACAAGACAAUACAUACGAGUUAAAUAUAAUGAUUUAUACAAUGAUUUCCAAUAUCUAUUCAAUCCGACCAUUACAAUCUUCAGAUUUAUGGAGCUAGUCAAUAAAAAAUUAACUACGUUGAGUAACAUACCGGAUACAGAAGAUGACAAUGUUAUUGAUUUAGCAGUGGACUUAUACUUGAAAGUAGUUGAUUAUUGUUUAUUGGCAGGAAGUGAUUUCAGGAAGAAAAACAUAUUAAAAUUUCUAGAUGAAACAUUAAGUAUUUCACAAGUUACAAAGGUAGAUUCCACGAUUGCAAACAAAUUCAACAAGAAAGUUGAGGAGUCGGUAAGAGGCCUAUUCACUUUACUAAAUGAAGAAAAAUUUAUCCUGUUUAAACAAUAUGAAGCAUUUUUGGCUAAUUCAAAGGCACCAAUCGUGAAGAGAAUCGCAAAAACGAAUUCAUCAUUAUUGAUAUCGAAUUUCCUUGAAAAUAAUAUUUCAUUACUUCCUAAGUACUAUAUGAAUAUUCAUUUGGAUAAAAUAACACAAUUGUUUAUAAUACCGACAAAUUUGGAUAUUGAAGCUCUUGUUUCGCAAAUGAUAAUCAGUGGAAAAUUACCACCAGGUACUUGCAUAGAUCAGAUGGAACAGACUUUAAUAUUUGGUGAAUUUCAACCUGACUACAGUAUAUUUGACUCCCAUGUGCAAGAGGUUUCUGAAAUGGUCGACCAAAUAGCAAAUUUAAUUCAUAAUACUAAUCUAUAG
Messenger RNA from Debaryomyces fabryi, 1044 nucleotides. RefSeq lists its product as uncharacterized. NCBI's taxonomy places the organism in Eukaryota, Fungi, Ascomycota, Pichiomycetes, Serinales, Debaryomycetaceae. The transcript has a single exon. Bases 1 to 1044 code for a protein of 347 amino acids. The record is from RefSeq and is a predicted model, not a curated record.